Paramisgurnus dabryanus is the source of this 1787-nucleotide messenger RNA. Its product is annotated as beta-1,4 N-acetylgalactosaminyltransferase 2-like. NCBI's taxonomy places the organism in Eukaryota, Metazoa, Chordata, Actinopteri, Cypriniformes, Cobitidae. Gene Ontology annotation, biological process: UDP-N-acetylgalactosamine metabolic process; UDP-N-acetylglucosamine metabolic process. The record is from RefSeq and is a predicted model, not a curated record. Gene Ontology annotation, molecular function: acetylgalactosaminyltransferase activity.
CCCAUUUAAUAUUUGUUAAAGCCUACCUGACAAAUACUGUACAAAUAUCCUUAAUUUAUAAAGAAACUUUUUUUACCUGGCCCUGAAAGUAUUCGAGCCAUCACCAAAAGACCCUUUGUAAUACUGUAUACUGUAUGUGUAUGAGCAGGUGGUUAAUGAUCAUAAAUCAGCACACAGGAAACUAUGAUGUAUAUUGAGGAAGCUGAGUCCCAAGAACGUAGACAAUAAGACAAAGUUUCAGUGUUCACUGGGGUUCAGUGUGGCUUUAUAAAUACAUCAGAGGGGACAAUAUUGUAAGAUCCUCCAUUAUGAAAUAUAAAUACCGGUACAUCCUGAUUCUGCUCUGUAUAAUCAUUCUGGGCAUUUUUGUGAGAUUAAGGGGACUGCUGAGACCUUCGAGUCAUCUCCACAUGCAGUCAUCUUGUGUCCUCAGAAAUAUGUAUGUCCCAAGUGGAAACAAUUUAUUGUGUGACAAAAACCAAACAGACCUUCGUCAGUUUCUACCAUCAGAUCAACUAGAUGCCAUCAUUAAAAGCAGAGCAAAAGAGUACAAGGAACAUCAGCUCAGAAUGAAGACAAAUACUGACAUUCUCAUUGCACCGGCCAACUCUCCUCUCCAAUAUCCCGUCAGAGGUUUCAGUGUAGCUCCUCUACAAAAAAGUCUGAUACCAGGUCUUGCACUGUAUACACAAAAGAGGGACAUUUACAAGGUAUCUUUAAGUGUGGAGAAAGGGGUGCUGUCAGUGGAUGGUGCUGUAUAUAGAAAACAGGUGAAUGGACAGGGCGAGAGGAAAUUGACUAUCUCAUCUUCAUGGCUCAAACAAGUCAAUGAUCUGCUGAGCAGAGUGACUUACACCAGCACCAUCUACCACAUCAGAACAUCAGACUUGGUUUAUUUUAGUUUUAAAGACAGUGAGGUCGUAUUUCCAGUAAUAAUCAGAAGACCUACAGUUCCUGUUCUGUUCAAUCCAGGAAAUGAUAUCAACUCUCAGGUUACUAUUACAACGAAGACAUUUCUGCGAUAUAACAAAUUAAAAGUCCUCAUCAAGAGCAUCCGCAAGGUUUACCCGAAAAUCAAGAUCAUCAUUGCUGACGAUAACCCAAAUCCAGAAAAUCUGUCUGGUGACAACAUAGAGCAAUACAUCAUGCCACCUGCACAGGGCUGGUUUGCAGGGAGGAAUUUGGCUGUAUCACAAGUCACCACCAAAUACUUCUUGUGGGUAGACGAUGACUUUGUAUUCUUGGAUGAGACUCGCAUUGAGAGAUUUGUGGAGAUUAUGGAAGCGAAUCCAGAAUUGGAUGUUGUUGGUGGAGCGGUCUCAGGUGAACAGUAUUAUUUCAGUCUUGAGUAUAUUGAAGAUGAUGAAGGUGGCUGUUUGAGACGUUUUCAAGGAAGGCAUCAUAAGCCACUUCCGGGAUUUGAAGGCUGUUUUUUUGUGGAUGUGAUAGUGAACUUCUUUUUGGCUCGGACUGAUGCAGUAAGAAGAGUUGGAUUUGAUCCCUUUCUGAAAAGAGUAGGGCACACCGAGUUCUUCAUUGAUGGACUUGGAAAGCUGUUGGUGGUGUCCUGUAAAGAUCUCUCUAUUGGCCACCAGAUUCAUGAUGCACAUAAAGAAUAUGAUGUUUAUAGGAAUGAGGGGGAAUGCGAGAAAAAUAAAAAAUAUGCCCAUCAUUUUUAUAAGAAUUAUCUGAAUUGUAUCGAAUAUUAAAAGGUUUUUGUCUCUCAUCACUGUCUCUCUAAUAAUAUUUUACUGUAAAAAAAUAUUUUGACUUUUUAAUUGGUUAAC